UUUUGCUGGCAGCAAAGAGUACUGGGAGAGUUGGUGCUUGGGCUCUAAUCCUGUGAUCGGCUUUCCAGGCAAAUGGAACUGUUGGUGUUUUAGCUUUGACUUUGGUUUGAGCUUCUACAGAAGGGGCCGGAUGCUCGUCCUGCAAUGAAGCAGAAAUUUCAAGCAGCUGGACAUUGGUUGUGGGGAAAUCCUAGAUUGUACUACCCCGGGGGUCGGCAACCCGCGGCUCCCGAGCCAUUUGUGGCUCUUUCACCUCUGUGCUGCGGCUCCCUGUGGCUUUGGGAAAUAAUUGGUUGACAGCUGGCUGACGUUAUUUUUGGUUUGCUGCUGGCGGCAAAUUUAAGUUUAGCGUUUUUCAUAAACACAAGAAGGACUCAAAUAGACUUCGACCUGUGGUGAGAGAUUUAUUUGAAGAAAAACCCCAACUGGAGGCAAACCACGACUGAUGACGUGGGAACAGCAACAAGUGAACCAGCCCGAGGACUGAGAGCACCAACUGGAGAGAACCCAUCUGACUCGGAGAUUCCAGUGAUUCAGUCAGGAGAAAGUUUGGUUAAAAACAAGAAGGAAUUUGUCUCCAGGAAGUUCAAACACGGCACACCAGUUUUGUUGUCUCUGUCUAGAUAUUUAAGGAGCAAGGGAUUCAAUCGACCAUCCUUCCUGCUCAACUGUGGGGAGGGAUUUAUUCGGUCAUUUGACCAACUGGCAACCCGUCAUUUUACACAGGAGAAAGGCUGUUCACCCGUUCAGACAGUGGGAAUGGAUUCAGUCGGUUAUCACAAUUGAAGGUACAUCAGUAAUUUCACACUGGGCAAGGCCAUUCACCUGUUCUGUGUGUGAGAAGGCGUUCAGUCGGUCUUCCCACCUGUGGACACACCAGUCAGUUCACACUGGGCAGAGGCUGGUCAUCUGCUGAACAUCUGGGAAAGGAUUCACUCUGUCAUCUGACCUAAUGGCUCACCAGCGUGUUCACAUUGGGGAGAAGCCAUUCACCUGCCCAGUCUGUGGGAAGGGAUUCACUCAGCCAUCCACCCUACAGAGUCACCAGCGAGUUCACACUGGAGAGAGGCCUUUCACCUGCGCAGAAUGUGGGAAGGGAUUCACUAAGUCAUCCACCUUACUGGUACAUCAGCGAGUUCACACUGGGGAGAAGCCAUUCAGCUGUUCAGUCUGUGGGAAGAGAUUCACUCAGUCAUCCCACCUACAGAGUCAUCAGCGAGUUUACACCGGGGAGGGGCCGUUCACCUGCUCAGAAUGUGGGAAGAGAUUCACUUAUUCAUCCACCCUACAGAGUCAUCAGCGAGUUCACACUGGGGAGAAGCCGUUCACCUGCUCAGAAUGUGGGAAGAGAUUCACUUAUUCAUCCACCCUACAGAGUCAUCAGCGAGUUCACACUGGGGAAAAGCCGUUCACCUGCUCAGUCUGUGGGAAGCGAUUCACUCAGUCAACCCACUUACAGAGACACCAGCGAGUUCACACUGGGGAGAAGCCGUUUACCUGCUCAGAAUGUGGGAAAAGAUUCACUGAUUCAUCCGCACUACAGAAGCAUCAGCGAUUUCACACUGGGGAGAAACCGUUCACCUGCUCAGAAUGUGGGAAGAGAUUCACUGAUUCAUCCACCCUACGGAAGCAUCAGCGAGUUCACACUGGGGAGAAGCCGUUUACCUGCUUAGAAUGUGGGAAGAGAUUCACUCAGUUAUUCAAUCUACAGAGACAUCAUCGAGUUCACACUGGGGAGAAGCCUUUCACAUGCUCAGUCUGUGGGAAGAGAUUCACUGAUCUAUCCACCCUACUGAGGCAUCAGCGAGUUCACACUGGAGAGAGGCCGUUCACCUGCUCAGAGUGUGGGAAGGGAUUCACUCGGUCAUCCCACCUACUGGCACACCAGCAAGUUCACAUUGGGGAGAAGCCGUUCACCUGCUCAGUCUGUGGGAAGGGAUUUACUCAGUCAUCCAAUCUACAGAGACAUCAUCGAGUUCAUACUGGGGAGAAGCCGUUCAUCUGCACAGUCUGUGGGAAGCGAUUCACUGAUCCAUCCACCCUACUGAGUCAUCAGCGAGUUCACACUGGGGAGAAGCCGUUCAUCUGCUCAGAAUGUGGGAAGAGAUUCACUGAUUCAUCCACCCUACGGAAUCAUCAGCGAGUUCACACUGGGGAGAAGCCAUUCACCUGCUCAGUCUGUGGGAAGGGAUUCACUCAGUCAUCCCACCUACAGAGACACCAGCGAGUUCACACUGGGGAGAAGCUGUUCACCUGCUCAGAAUGUGGGAAGAGAUUCACUGAUUCAUCCGCCCUACUUUGUCAUCAGCGAGUUCACACUGGGGAGAAGCCGUUCACCUGCUCAGAAUGUGGGAAGAGAUUCACUGAUACAUCCACCCUACGGAAGCAUCAGCGAAUUCACACUGGGGAGAAGCCGUUUAACUGUUCAGAAUGUGGGAAGAGAUUCACUCAGUUAUCCAAUCUACAGAGACAUCAUCGAGUUCACACUGGGGAGAAGCCGUUCACGUGCUCAGUCUGUGGGAAGAGAUUCACUGAUCUAUCCACCCUACUGAGUUAUCAGCGAGUUCACACUGGAGAGAGGCCGUUCACCUGCUCAGAGUGUGGGAAGGGAUUCACUCAGUCAUCCCAACUACUGGAACACGUCAAUUCAUAGUGGGGAGUGGCCGUUGUUAUGAAUCCCUAGGUUUCGUUUGCUGUGGACUGUCAUUUUAAGAGAGAGAAAUUAAGAAGUCUGACUUGCAGCUUGUUUACAUCGCUCGCAGCUUGUUUCGUUUUAACCGAGGACACAGACACUCAGAGUCAGACGGAGACGGAUGAAAAAUGAAAGGAUUGAAACCAGGGAAAUAGUGGCCAAAGGUCACUGUUUAGAACAUUCCUAUGCCCACAAGGGUGGGUUAAUUAUCCAUUCGCCGUACAUCGAAUGUGUGGUUGUCACCUCAUUUAACCCAUAGGAGUGGAUCUGAUUUGGGAUAUCCUGUUUAGACCACUUAUGUGUUAACCCUUGCCUGUGUGUGAUGUGGUCAUUCAUUUGAAGAUGAUA
This is a messenger RNA of Hypanus sabinus (Atlantic stingray), 3040 nucleotides long. RefSeq names its product gastrula zinc finger protein XlCGF26.1-like. NCBI's taxonomy places the organism in Eukaryota, Metazoa, Chordata, Chondrichthyes, Myliobatiformes, Dasyatidae. The coding region runs from base 953 to 2653 and encodes 566 amino acids. The transcript is spliced from 4 exons. The record is from RefSeq and is a predicted model, not a curated record. Gene Ontology annotation, biological process: regulation of transcription by RNA polymerase II. Gene Ontology annotation, molecular function: DNA-binding transcription factor activity; RNA polymerase II cis-regulatory region sequence-specific DNA binding.